This is a messenger RNA of Leptidea sinapis, 708 nucleotides long. RefSeq names its product YLP motif-containing protein 1-like. The transcript is spliced from 2 exons. NCBI's taxonomy places the organism in Eukaryota, Metazoa, Arthropoda, Insecta, Lepidoptera, Pieridae. The coding region runs from base 1 to 708 and encodes 235 amino acids. The record is from RefSeq and is a predicted model, not a curated record.
AUGACUCGGAUCAAGAUGAUAAUGUGGUUAAAUUUAAUAGAUGCCACUGUGGAUGGCAUUAGUUAUCUUGAUGACAUGAAAAAUAGAUAUCUGAUUGGCAAACCAUUACCUGGAGAAGAUCCAUGUAAUCCACUCUAUUGGUAUCCGAAGAAUAUUCCUGAAUAUUGCUAUUACAAAAUACCAGAAAAACCUAAAAUACCUAAUAAUACACCCCAGCCCUUACCAAUUCCACUACCAAUACCUGUACCUCAUUUACCACAGCCACCUCCUAUAAUGCCCAUGCCACCACCUAUCUUACCACCACCUAUAGUACCCCCAAUACCACCUAUAGUACCCCCAAUACUACCUAUAGGACCUGGUAUGUUACCCAUACCACCACCACCAUUAAUGGUGCCAAUCAAUUCGCCCUUUUUGCCAAUACCUCACUUACCAUACGGAGUACAUCCUCCCUUUAUUCCGCCUCCGCUAUUUGGACAAAACUACGUUCCAGCCCCUCAGCUGGGCUUCGUGCCUGGUAUAUCAGGGAUGGUUUCUCAUGAUGGAGGGAUCAAUGUUUUGCCGUUCUCUGAUGCUUAUUCAGAUAUGUUAGAGAAACAUAAAAAUAAAAUGAUAAGAAAGAAAAUUCAGCGUGUGCUUGACAGCUACGAGAACUUCCCUAGUCGUAAAUACUACAGGCGUUUGAAACAAUUAAAAACACGUUUCAGUUAG